AUGGGUUCCCAAACAGCUCUGCACAACAAGAGCGUGUGGAGGACAUCCGUAAAAUACAGCAAUACAAAACCAUUUCUGAUGGAUGAGCUACAGAAAAUUAGUGAAGAACUAGACAGAUCUAAAAAUCUCAAAGUUUCUGUUGAGGAAGUAAGGUAUCGAAGUGCACUUAGCACAGCAAUGAACCUCCUAAAAGAGGUGUCUGCGACAGAAACCGAGCUCUCGCAAGAUGACAGAAAUGCAGCUACUUUUGGAACAUCUGGAGAAGCAGUAAAACUUGAGCAGGAAAAUGAAUGUACACCUUCAACAACAAAGCUUCUACAGAAACACUCAUCAGGCUCCACCAUUGGAACAACACUAAAAAGGAGGAAAAGCUUAAGAACACAUAAACAAUCCAUGUGUGUCAAGACAUCAGAUGAGCCCAAAGCUGAAAAACGUGCCCUGACCAAAGACGUAGGUCAUAGAAAAAAAAGAAAAAGGGCAGAAGACACAAGCACCGAACAAGGUAGUUUUCCAGGUGAGAACAGCGGUAAUACAGGGGAGCAAAAAUCUGUAAAAGGAAGAAUUAGAAGGGGCAGAUCUAAGAGCCCUCUCUCAUCACCAAAGGAGAUACAGAAUGUCAUAUCACCUAGUACAGAUGAAGAUAAUACAAGGAACGGAUAUCGGCAUCCCAAACGCCUUAUGCAACAGUCUACAAAAAAGAACAAAGUACAGGUGGCCACCACUGUACAGAAAGUCAUCGCUGAUGCAGAAGAAAAAGAUUCCCACAGGAAGGGCAAAUACAACCAGCUCCCUUUGCCAGACUUCACCUUCACUGAGACAGCUACUGUGGGCACGGCUGUGAACGGGUACCUUCACAGCAGCCACUUAGAUGAUGGAGACACCCCGGCAGGAGAUGCAUUAUCUUCAGAUUUGUCUAUGGAAUUUAGUUCUCCAGAAUCCAGUACUGUGCGAGAAGCGUGGCCAAAUGAUGAUACAGAAGAAGAUAUUCAACUUCCUGUCAUUGAGCUCACAAAAGAACCAGUCUCCUUUGAGCGUGGGGCAUUUGUCUGGUGUAAAUUUAAGCGAUACCCCUACUGGCCAUCAUUGGUCAAAUUUGUACGAAACAAAGAAAAGCAGGCUACAAUAAUAUUUGUGGAGGAGUGCCUCUCUGAUCCUAACUCUCAAAUAAAGAGUUACAAAGUAUCACUUCGCACAUUAAAGCAUUAUGACUGUCCAGAGAAGCAGGAACUUUUGGACAUUGCUCGUAAAGAUUAUGGGACGUCUGUUAAUUGGUGUGAUGCUGUAAUAUGUGACUACAGAAUUCGACUGGGUUGUUCAUUUUCUGGUUCUUUUUUUGAAUACUGCACCUCCGCAAUCAGCUACCCAGUACGAAAGGAGUAUUGUAAAACAAAAUUGAAUUUCCCCUCAAUAUGUCCAGAAAUACGUGACUCUGUGCCAGACAUCACACACAGUGAUUGCCCUGUGGAAAAGAAAAUUCUACCAGACCGGGCGCGGGCAGCCAGAGACAAAGCAAAUGAGAAACUGGUAGAGUGCAUCGUGAGGAAUAAGCAGGCAGAACGUCACUUGAUGAGCAUCGUUACAGGAAAGAAAAAAUCCCAUUGGUUAGAGAGGUUCCAGUCAUUAAACCAAGAAAUGGAGUGUCUGGAGACCUAUAUUGAAGAUGAAACACAGGCUGAACAAGUGACGGGCUAUCUGCAGACGCUUUGUCAAAGUAUGAGCAGACGGUCGAAAAAGCUUAUGAAUGGCGAUCAAACUAAAUUCAUUCUUGAGGUGAUGUUUCCAGAGGCUGUAAUUUUUGCUAUAUCUGCUACAGAAAACUUAAGUUAUGAAAAAGCAGAGAAGAAAUAUUUAAAGGGACCUUUGCUCACUAAAAGAGAAAGAAAACUGUUUGAGCAGCAGAUUUUGGAUCAGAAGCGGAUCAAACCUGAGGAAAAUCUAUAGACUUAAAGAGAAUUGCAUUGAUGUGA
This is a messenger RNA of Nanorana parkeri, 1967 nucleotides long. RefSeq names its product PWWP domain-containing protein MUM1 (gene PWWP3A). Lineage: Eukaryota; Metazoa; Chordata; Amphibia; Anura; Dicroglossidae. The coding region runs from base 1 to 1941 and encodes 646 amino acids. The record is from RefSeq and is a predicted model, not a curated record. The transcript has 13 exons.